Molecule: messenger RNA, 2871 nt
Organism: Fopius arisanus
Lineage: Eukaryota; Metazoa; Arthropoda; Insecta; Hymenoptera; Braconidae
Product: aminopeptidase N-like
Exons: 11
Coding region: 121-2871 (916 amino acids)
Biological process (GO): peptide catabolic process; proteolysis
Cellular component (GO): cytoplasm
Molecular function (GO): zinc ion binding; metalloaminopeptidase activity; peptide binding
Source: RefSeq, a predicted model, not a curated record
CACCUUGCUCUUGGUCUUGAAAAUCACAUAUCUGCGCUGUUGUUUUUUCUUGUCAGAAUUUCUGUGAUUCCCUGUAAAAUCUGAUCAUCUCGGAAGUGUUUCCUCCCUACUAUAAUUGCCAUGAACAUAAUGAGAAACAAAUUGGGCAGUUUUCUCCUGCUAAUUAUCGGCGGAAUAGGGCAACUGUCAUCAUCAUUGCCAUAUUCUCUCCCGAUCAACGAGGACAAAUCGAUAUCCGGGUCGUACCGAUUUCGUUUACCAAGUCACACAGCUCCGAUAUUGUACACCCUCAAUAUAGACCCUCACAUCGACGAAAAAAAAUUUACUUUUGAUGGUACCAGCGCCAUUAUAUUCGAAGUCCUGUCACCAACAUCUGCUGUAACUCUACAUACGUCAUCAUUACUUGAAAUUGACGAGCAGUUCACGUCACUCGUCCACAUCGACGGAACGAUUGAGAAACCCAUUUCUCAAAAGACCGACACAGAUCUAGAGUUCUUCACUAUUUUAUUCGAUCACAUCCUAGACAUAGGAGCUUACGAACUCAAUUUGAAAUGGACGGGAACACAAAGUGGAGAUCAUAUGGGCUUUUACCGAACAAUAGACUACACUAAUCCUAAUCACACUCGAUACGUUGCCACAACUAAAUUCCAACCGCUGGCAGCCAGACGUGCAUUUCCCUGCUGGGAUGAGCCAGCAUUUAAGGCUCAAUAUGACAUAUCUCUGAAGCAUUACGUGGACUACACAGCACUGUCCAAUAUGCCUGUUAAAACGCAAACGUUGGAGGAAGAUGGAAUGAUUUGGACGACUUUUCAGAGAUCGCCGAUGAUGUCAACGUAUCUGGUAGUUUUUGUAUUAGCGGAAUUCGAGAGUCGUUCCAAUGAUAAUGGCAAUCUAGCAUUGUGGGGACCACCAGAAAAAUUGCAUUAUGCAGCAGCUGUUGUGGAUGUUAUUCCUGAGAUUAUGCGUACCUUGGAAAGCUACACGGGAUUGGCUUAUAAUUUACCCAGACUAGAUGGUGUUAUAUUCAAUACGUACCCAUCAUUAGCCAUGGAACACUGGGGUCUUAUCAGUUAUUCUGAAAAUAUUUUAUAUGAUCCUGAGAUUGACCCGAUCUCGCACCGCGACGAUGCGUUUAAACUAGUUGCCCAUGAAAUUGCACAUCAGUGGAUGGGGAAUUUAGUAACUCCUGCAUGGUGGAAUGAUGUGUGGCUGAGUGAAUCUCUCGCUUCAUAUUUGUCGUAUGUCACUUUGGACGCGGUACGGCCCAAUUUGCACACUAUAGAUAAAUUCGUUGUUGACGGUUCUGCAUAUUAUUCAGGACCGCGGAAUAUACCGGUUAGAUGGAUGCCAAAUAGUCCGAAAGAACUUCCCAAACUAUUUUCAAAGCCCUACAUUAAAGGUGUGGCUAUAGUGCGGAUGUUAGAGCACAUGGUGACCAAAGAGGUAUUCCACAGUGGCAUCAAGAAUUAUCUCCGUAAUAAUCAAUUCGGCUCCGUAGUAACGGACAACCUAUGGGAAGCUCUGCAAGAGAGCUACAAUGAAAUACAACUACCGCAUCUCAAUAUCAAGGAAGUAAUGGAUCCGUGGUUGGACCAAAGUGGGUAUCCGAUGUUGGAUGUCACGAGAGAUUAUGAGACAGGCCUAAUUACGAUCACCCAAAUUAAUGCGGAAAAUUUUGACUCCGGCAAUAUGUGGACGAUUCCAAUAACCUAUGCAACAACUUCAAAACCAGAUUUUUCAGUGACACAACCAAAUCACUUCUUGCGAGAUGUAAAGAUGAGUUUCAUUCCUGAUGAGAUCAACAGCAACGACUGGAUCAUUCUGAAUCUUCAGCAAACUGGUUAUUAUCGGGUCAAUUAUGACUGGGAGAAUUGGAAACGUAUUGCUGCGUAUUUAAACACGGAGAAUUAUCAGAAAAUCCACGUACUUAAUCGUGCGCAAUUGUUGACGGACAUCGUUGAUCUAGCCGCAGAGGAUGAACAGUAUAACGAGUUAUUGAUCGACAUGAUUAUGUAUUUACGUCGAGAGACGAAUCCAUUACCAUGGAUAAGCGCAGAAAAAAUCCUAAAGAAGUUUUCAGACUGCCCAUUUCAACUAUAUAAAUCCGAUUUAUUCCAAAAAUUUGUAUUAUCUCUCAUGGAAAACGCGAUUAAUAAUUUUGGAUUGAAAGAUUCGGGGGAAUCUGAAGAUAGUCUGAUACAUAUGGCAAGGAUUAAACUGUUGCCAUGGGCCUGUGAAUUUGGUCAUGAAGGCUGCAAAGCUGUAGCUCCAGUGAUGUUGAGGGAUAUUUUGACUGGUCAAAUGAAUAAAUCAUUUAUUCGCGAGAACGCAAAAUGGAUUUACCGUACUGCUCUCACGUAUGCGAAUGAAUCGGUGUGGGACCAGAUGAUAAAUGUUCAUAUGGCGAGCCCGAGCGAGCACAAUGUGUUUCAAUACUUGGGAUAUUCCAAAAAUCUCACUCUAAUAAAGAAAUAUUUGCCAUUACUCUUCACCGAAGAAACUGGUCUCUCCUCUCUAGAUAUAAUCGAUGCAUUUGAUAGUCUGGCGAAGGGAUCAGCAGACAAUUAUAAUUUCGGUCUCGAGUAUCUUAUUAAGAACAUCGGGACAAUAAUCGAAAUUUUCGACAAAAACGAUGACGGGUUCAUGAUUGAGUGGUUGUGGGGAUUAUUCGCGAAUGAAGCUCAAACUCCGGAGCAGUGGAAAAAGCUAAUGAACUUCGUCGGGACACGAAGUUUCAAAGAACAAAUAGAUGCUGAAGAGUUCAUAGAAGAUUACGAAUACAGACAGUGCUUUGAGAAAUCUUCUGCGGUAUUGAAGGCCAUCAGCGAAAAAGUUGUUCUUUACAAAUUUUAUCUGCGGGAGAAGUUAUAA